Messenger RNA from Strongylocentrotus purpuratus (purple sea urchin), 3987 nucleotides. RefSeq names its product guanylate cyclase soluble subunit beta-2. The record is from RefSeq and is a predicted model, not a curated record. The transcript is spliced from 16 exons. Bases 751 to 3018 code for a protein of 755 amino acids. Gene Ontology annotation, molecular function: heme binding; guanylate cyclase activity. Lineage: Eukaryota; Metazoa; Echinodermata; Echinoidea; Camarodonta; Strongylocentrotidae. Gene Ontology annotation, biological process: cGMP biosynthetic process; response to oxygen levels. Gene Ontology annotation, cellular component: guanylate cyclase complex, soluble.
AUGUACUAUGUGAAUAUAAGAUGACUUCAUUGUGCUGUGUGCGAUAGGUUAAGUGUGUUUUCUUGUUUUGGAUGAUUGCAGAGAUUCCUUUUGGUUACUCGAGUGAUUCUAUAAGGGAUUCAGUUCGGUAUACGAAAACUUCGCCGUGACGCAGAAUGCAAAGGAAAGUUAAUCAAGCUCAUCUCGACCAAAGAUUCGACCAACCGCAUUAGAGUGCCUUCAUUAUACCAACACGACAUCCCAGGUCAUCGGCAUAGCAACAUCGACAACCAACAACCAACAAUCCCCUGGAAAUAACUGCAUUCUACGACUUCGUCCAAUUUAUAAACGACAUCGUUACUCAGUCUCUGGCACGCACCGGACGAUGCGCUAUUAGUUCAGAAUGUGCUGCGGAAUUGAAUGAGUUCUGAUUUCGACCACGACGUGUGCUCAGCGCCAAUUCAUUUAAUAAACUCGCAUAAAUAAUAAAGCCAAAGCAAGCACCCGUUUAAAGACAUUGUUGUUUGCUCUAAAAUUACAUUGCCCAAGAUAGGGUGACAUUGGAUGAGAAAGAAGAAACCAUAAAAGUAGAUGAAUCGAGAAUUUAAUUUUCGAGAGCGGUGAUUGUUGUAUGUGUGCCGUAGCAGACGACUACCCAGCAGUGCCUCAUGCCCUUAUUCUACCGUGUUUCUCCCGCCGCAGUGUCGCCGUCUGGACUGAUUGUAUUCUAGGGAUUCAUGAUUUGACGAAGAGGAGCAAAGCAAAGCCGACAUGUACGGGUUCAUCAAUAUUUGUGUCAAGGCUCUGGUUACAGAGAAAUUCGGAGAAGAAGCAUGGAUCAAAAUAAAGACACUGGCAGGAGUAGAUGACAGCUUUAUAUCUCACACAACCUAUACAGAUCAGAUCACCUUGAACCUAGUCAAAGCAGCUAGUGAGGUUGCAGGUCAACCGAUCCCAGUAAUCCUGGAGCUGUUCGGGGAGUUCUUCUUCACAUUCUGUCAGCGCUCCGGCUACGAUGAGAUGCUCAGGGUUCUUGGAGGGAAUCUCAAGAGCUUCCUGGAGAACCUGGAUGCCCUCCACUCAUACCUCAGCUUCUCCUAUAAGAAGAUGGAGGCGCCCUCUUUCCGCUGCGAGAGGAGAACCUCGGACGGAGCACUCAUCCUACAUUACUACUCUCAUAGGAAAGGAUUGCACCCCAUAGUAGUCGGUAUUGUUCGAGCUGUUGCAAGAGAGUUCUUUCAAAGUGAAAUCAGAAUGGAUGUACUAGAUGAAACACACGAGGAGGAGAGGAAUGGCAAAAAGGAACACGUGACCUUUGCCAUCUUUCAAAAGAAACUACAAGAAAGUAUCGAUACCACCUCGCCAAAAUCGGAUUCCGAUAAAACGCAGCAGAGCGAGUCAAAACACAACAAAGAGAACAUCACUACUGAUGAUAAUAUAUCGGUGACGUCAUCAGAAUGGGUGCCUUAUAAAUGGGAUGAAGACCAUAAUGUUCGACAAAGGCAGGCACUGAAACCGAACAAUGAACGCCCCGCUACCCUCAACGUCAAUUCCUUAGUCUCCCUCGCCAACGACUACGGCAGCUUCAGUCCAUCAUACCCCGAGAAGCUCUGGUUAGACCAGCGAAUGUUCUGCGAGUACUUCCCCUAUCACCUCGUCUUUGACUCCAACCUCAGACUUCUGCAAUCCGGCGUUCACAUACAGAGGGCGCUGCCCAAGCUGCGGACAAUGGAAGACACCACUGUGAACGCUCUCUUCAACAUGUUGCACCCGCAGAUUGACUGGAGUGUGCCCAGUAUACGCAAGUUCAUCAAUAUGCAGUUUGUCCUGGAGACGAAACGAGAGAUGAUAAUUCCCGGAUGGGGCGAAGAACAACCAAUGCUUCAACUAAGAGGUCAAAUGAUAUGGAUGGACUCCCUGGACGCCAUGUUGUUUGCUUGCUCACCUCGUGUUGCUAGUCUGAAGGAAUUAGAAGAAAGGAACCUUCAUUUAUCGGAUAUCCCUCUUCAUGAUAUCACCAGAGAUCUUAUCCUCUUCAAUCACCAAAGACUAGCAGAGAUUGAAAUCGGAAAGCAGCUUGAACAGAAGAAGGAAGAGCUUCGGGGUGCACUAGGAGAACUUGAAGCAGAGAAGAAGAAGACGGACAUGCUUCUUCAUUCCAUGCUUCCGAGACAGGUGGCAGAUCAGCUCAGGGAGGGCAAGAAGGUCGAGGCUGGCGAGUUUGAGAUGGUCACAAUUCUUUUCAGUGAUAUCGUGUCUUUCACCAAUAUUUGUGCUGAAUGCCGUCCAAUUGAUAUUGUCAACAUGCUCAAUGCUCUCUACACGAGAUUCGACAAACUCACUACAGUACACGAUGUCUAUAAGGUGGAGACGAUAGGCGAUGCUUACAUGGUAGUAGGAGGUCUGCCGAUCCCUAUGGCUUCACAUGCUGCUAGAAUAGCUAACCAAGCUCUAGGUAUGAUGUUCAUAUGCAAGGAGGUCAUGUCUCCGGUUACUCGAGAGCCUAUCGGGAUUCGUGUUGGUAUUCAUUCUGGUCCUGUUGUAUCUGGAGUGGUCGGGGAGAAGAUGCCUCGAUACUGUCUCUUUGGUGAUACAGUCAACACAGCUUCCAGGAUGGAGAGCCAUGGUCUUCCCAGUAGAAUCCAUCUCAGCUGCCAUACUCACAGAUGUCUUCAAGGUUACCCGUUCCGUUUCAGCGAGAGAGGAGAGAUCGUGGUGAAGGGUAAAGGAACCAUGCGAACCUAUUUCCUUGAAGAGAACGGAGGGGCUGGUUUGGAUGAGAUCAUGGGUAAGGGCCAGUCAAAGGCUAGUACACCAGAGAAGACGGAUAGAUGUAAGUCACCACCAGAGACACCAACCAAUAACAUGCCCAACGGGGUGUCCACCUUCCACCAUAAUAGUACAGUGGUCGUGCCUAUGUGGUAUCCCGAUAACGACAUGACAAGCGGAAGUGCUAUCCACAUUUCACCGCCAAUAUUCCCCAACGCUGGCAGUAAUGAUUCAGGUAGUACACAUACAUCAGCUGGAACCCCUUCCUGAUCCCAUGUCACCUUCAUCACGUGAUCUCUUAACCUGGUGCGCACGCGCAUGAUAAUACACGCGUCCAUAACACACACCCACAUUUUAUUACACCCUCUCCCGCGUUGGUGGAAAGAGUUAGGGACAAUGCUUAUAAUGUUAGAGUAUGGUAACAACUAUGACUUUUGAUGCUAUAUGUGAAAUAAUAACAUAUUUUUUGACAAAUUAUUCUCAAAUUAGAGAGAAUGUGAACUAACAUGCCACAGUAAUUAUCGUCAGCUCUUUUGUAAUUUCUAGGGUAGAAGGAGAAAAAAAUGUAUUCUCUAAGUAUUCAUAAUUUAUGUUUUUGAUUCAACAUUUAUGUUUCUGAUUCCUAUAAAUAAAUUGACGAUAUUUUUUUCAUUUUGAUGAGACAAAACAACCUACAAACACGGACCCUAUUUGAAAUAAGCCUUACAUAGAUGAAACUUACUUUGAUAUAAUUCACGAAGCCUGAGGAGGGAGAAAGAAUCUGUUAAAAUUAAAUGAUGAACAAAAAAAAAGCCCAAUAUAUUAAAACAAAUUGGUAGUUAUUUCAUAUUUAUCAUGCGCGCGCAUCAGUGGAGAACAUGUGACUCUUGCCCGUUCAUGUGACGUCUUCUUGCGGUAUCUUGACCUUGGACCUUUGACCCUGCAUGUAUAGACGUAUUACCAAUAUUUUUCUUGUGUAUGCAUGCUAGCUGGAUUGUGUCCAUACAUCAAAUUAUGUCUUGACUAUUUCAAUUGUUAAAUCGGUGUACAUGCUACGUGUAUAUUUAAAUAUUGGAACUAUAGAGGAGUCGUGAUACUGUGGUUCCUACACUUGACUCUCAAUACAAGGGUUAAGGGUUCGAAUCCCAACCGGGCACUAAUGUCCUAUCCACUCUCCACCCAUUUGAUAAUGGGUCCCUGGCAAUGAUGGGUUAAUAAUAGUUGCAGUGCCAGCACUGAUGCGGUUAUCCUUAGUAAAUA